Molecule: messenger RNA, 1017 nt
Organism: Mastomys coucha (southern multimammate mouse)
Lineage: Eukaryota; Metazoa; Chordata; Mammalia; Rodentia; Muridae
Product: alpha-S2-casein-like A
Exons: 13
Coding region: 175-702 (175 amino acids)
Cellular component (GO): extracellular region
Molecular function (GO): protein homodimerization activity; zymogen binding
Source: RefSeq, a predicted model, not a curated record
CAAUUCCUAAUCCUAGUGCUUUCUUAGAAUUAAAAUGUCUUUUUAGGUAUUUGAAACCACAGAAUUAGCAUAUGGUGGUAGAACAGGACUUAAAUAGCAUGGAAACUAUCUACUGCAGAUCAUCAUCUACCUAUUCCUCUCGUCUUCCACUUGGGGAACAAGGAACAAAUAACCAUGAAGUUCUUCAUCUUUGCCUGCCUGGUGGCUGUUGCUCUGGCAAAGCAUGAGAUAAAGGAUAAGUCCUCCAGCGAGGAAUCACCUGCCAGCAUCUACCCAAGAAAGUCUAAGCACGACAAUAGUGUGUUCUUCCAAACAACUCAGGACUCUGCUAGCAGUUCAUCCAGUGAGGAAUCUUCAGAGGAAGUCAGCGAAAAAGUUGUACAGUCUGAGGAACAAAAGGUGAACCUAAACCAGCAGAAAAAAAUCAAGCAGUUUUCCCAAGAGUCCUCCUUCCCCCAGUUUUGCACACCUCUUCACCAGCAGCAGAGCAGUGUGAACCAGUGGCCCCAGCCUAAUGCCAUCCAGAACAUUCCUAUCCAGGAAAUCCUGAAGAAGAUCAUUGAUAUGUUCAAGUACAUCCAAUCUCAACAGGCCACCAUCAACCAAUUUCCCCAGGCUGUUCAUCCACAGAUACCUGUGAGCUACUGGUACCCCAGUAAGGAUUACACCUUCCCAAAUGCUCGCUAUAUGGGAUCCUACUAAGAAUCUUAAGUUAACUGCUGCUCCCUAGCUACAGGCUUGAGUAGAAAAUUGGUUUCUUCAUAGUUUCCCCAUCAUUACAUCAACUCCUACGACUGAUAUACCCUAAGAUGCUUCUUGAAAAGACAGCGUUGAGCCAGAAGAAGAGAGAGUGGGAUAUUUUCUGUAUUGUUUAUAAAUUCUGUAGAUUUCAUUGUAUGUUCAAGCUUUGGACUGUGGAGUUGUAUUAACUGUAUUGUUUAACUGAAGUCUUUUCAGUACUACUUCUGAGAUAAGAACCAAAAUAUCUCUUGCCGAGACAUUAAAGUUUUAAAUGCA